AUGUGUGGGCUCCUAUUGUGCCCAGGUCCUGAGCUGCGUUCCAGAGGUGAAAAGGUCGGGCCCCUACAGGUGGGCGCUUUCGAGCCCCGGGCCAACGUGCGGGCCCCGCGCCCGGCUGCCGCCGCGGCUCGUCCCCUCCAGGCCCGGACGCCGCCGCGGGCCGUGCCGGGUAGGGCGCUCCGGGAGCUGCGCGGCUGCUGCUCGAGGAGGCCUGGCGGGCGGCGGCGAGAGGCUGUGCCCCAGUUUGUGUCCAAUCAGGGAGUGCGGGCUGUGCCCCGAGCCGGGCAGCAAUGCGUAAACAAACCCACUGCAACUCCUCCGCCCCCUCGGCGCGCUCGCCCCGCGCCCGCCGCCGCCGCCGCCGCCGCCGGCUCUGCUCGCCUAGCGCCCGCCCGCCGGGCCGCCCCCCCCACCGCCCCGCCCGCGGCCCCGCCCCACCCCCGCCGGCGCGGGCGCCCUCACCUACCGCCCCACGCGCGCGCGCGCUCGCGCACCACGCGCCCCGCGCGGCCCGCCCGGCUCGUGGCCUCCCGAGAGCAAGGUAAGGGCGAUGCGCUGGGACCCGGGCGGUUUCCCCGCCCGGCGUGGCCGGGGGAAGUUUCUGGCGUCGCCGUAUUCCGCUGGGCCGGGAGGAGGCCCCCGGCGGCAGGGGAGCCCAGUGAGCGGGAGGGGGCCGCCAGACGCCUGGGGGUCACAAGUUGCCUAACCUGCCAUCGGGGCGGGCCGGCGGGCUGCGCGGCGGGGCGGGCGUCGCGCCGAGAGGGGCUGGAAGCGCGGCGGGCGAGGGGAGGGCCCCGAGGAACUUUCUCCUCCCCGGAGGGGCUCCUGCCAGCCCCGGCCGCGGCCCGGCCGCCGGAGCGGCUGGCUCCCCGGCUGGAGGGAGCCCCGGCAGCGCCUUCUCCGAGGAGGGACGAGCCGAGGCGGCGCUCGGGCCCUUCCCCCCGCCCGGAGCCGCGCGCCCCGGCGCCUAGUUGGGGGGCUGGGGGCUCGGGGCGCGAGCAUCCAGUGGAGGCCGGGAGUCGGGCCCCGGCAGCGCGCGUCGCUUCCGUUUUGAUUAGCUCGGGUUAUUAUAUAAGAUGUCACGGAGAGGAAAGGGGCGAGCGGGCGGCGCGUUGGCCUUCCGCGAGGGGCGGGGAGGGGCGGGAGUCAGGGCCAGCGGGGACCCACCUGUGCGCCCUCCUCGCCCCCUGCGGGUGUUGCCCGCGCGCCUGCCGGGGACGGGGAGGUGCGGGGCGGCGGCCGGGUGGACCGACGUGCCCGCAGCUCCCCUCCCGGCCCCGGGAACAUUCGGGCAGCGGCCGAAACGUGCUGUUUCUUCUCCGCCGCCUUGCCUGGGUCUACUCGUUUCUGGCUCCGGGCGUUUGUACUUUGAAACAUUUGUUUAAUAUUAAAGAAGCUGCGUGUGCGGCCGUCCUAGUGCGCUCGGAACGUGUGGCCGUGGGCUCCGGGGCGGUUAAUGAAUCAUCGCCCCGCAGACUGGGCGCCGAUGAUUCCUGCGGGGUCCACCCCGCGCAUACUCCCGGUGUGCCUCUGACCCAGGGACGGCGACCCUUCCUCGGCGGUGACGCCUUGGAGGGCCGCGGGAGAGAGAAUGCAAAAGGGCGGCGGCUUAUUUUUCCCCCUCCUCCCGCAAUUUGGGGGAACUUUGGGGGUGGCAGAGUCCCCACAUUUCCCGAGGCUUGUUUCCCGUUGUUAGAAGAGUUAACAAGAUUCCACCUGGCUGUGUUGAUGAGUCGGUGGAGGAGCGCUGAUUCGCUGCAGGGUUGGAUCGUCUCUCAUUCAGAAUCUGGAUGGCUCUGAAGGAAUCCUUCUAAAGCAAAAUAACUAAGACUGCAGUGUUGAUGAUGACUUCGUACAGUAGUCAAAGGUCUUCUUGGAAAUACUUGAACAUUAUCAAGGCAAAUACCUUUCAGCUCAGGCCACCGUAGGCUAGAUUUGAAGUCGCAAGAAGGAGUCAAUGAAAACAGCUUUACUGCAUGAAAACAACCUGUAUUUUCUUCAAUUAUAAUCUAGUGUUCUAAAUUCUACCAUCUUUUAAGGCUUAAUUAAUGAGUCAAUAAACCAGAAGUAUUUUGUGGUAUCCAGAAAA
Messenger RNA from Orcinus orca (killer whale), 2089 nucleotides. Its product is annotated as translation initiation factor IF-2-like. The coding region runs from base 1 to 1800 and encodes 599 amino acids. The record is from RefSeq and is a predicted model, not a curated record. NCBI's taxonomy places the organism in Eukaryota, Metazoa, Chordata, Mammalia, Artiodactyla, Delphinidae. The transcript is spliced from 4 exons.